Molecule: messenger RNA, 3329 nt
Organism: Mya arenaria
Lineage: Eukaryota; Metazoa; Mollusca; Bivalvia; Myida; Myidae
Product: alkaline phosphatase-like
Exons: 12
Coding region: 100-1704 (534 amino acids)
Biological process (GO): dephosphorylation
Molecular function (GO): alkaline phosphatase activity
Source: RefSeq, a predicted model, not a curated record
UUACAAUUAAGAAGAUCACUAAAGGUGUAUUUGUUGGACUAAAAGGUUCAUAAACUGUAUAUUUGAGAUAAGAUAACAGACAAUUAUUAAGGUUCCGUGAUGGUUGGACAGAAGGGGCGUGGCCUGCUGUUGGCUGCCUGCACAAUGGUCAUUUUAGUCAGUUUGGCGGUCAACGGGCAAAACAUUCCCAAACAGGAACUCAACCCCGAGUUCUGGCGCCGGGCAGCGCAGAACAAGAUAGAACAACGCCUGAAACAGAAGGAGAACCACAACAAAGCCAAGAAUAUCAUAUUAUUUAUUGGAGACGGGAUGGGACCGACCACAGUCACGGCUGCACGCAUUCUCAAGGGUCAACUGGCUGGCCAGCCGGGAGAGGAGAGCGUCUUUAACUUUGAGAAAUUCCCCAAUGUUGCCCUGUCAAAGACAUACAACGUUGACCGUCAGACCCCGGACUCUGCUGGAACAGCGACGGCGAUUCUAACUGGAGUGAAGACGAACUACUUCCUGGUUGGUCUGGAUCCCCGCACCACCGCCCUCGACUGCGAAAGUCAGCAUGGUCGCGAGCUCGAAACCAUCCUGGACUGGGCUCAUGAUGCUGGUAAGAAGACCGGUGUUGUAACGACGGCGCGCAUCACGCACGCGACCCCAGCGGCCGCCUACGCCCACUCCGCAGACCGCUACUGGGAAGGCGAUGUCGACACACAGGACAUCACUGGCGGAUGUCGCGACAUAGCCCAGCAGCUCGUCGACGAUAACGGGUUUAUUGAUGUGCUAUUUGGCGGUGGACGUCGCUACUUCCUACCAAACACAACGUUGGAUCCGGAAUACAGCAACAUCGACAAAAACCACCGCCUGGACGGCAGAAACCUGAUUGAGGAUUGGAAGAAGGGGCGACUGGCAGACGGGAAGCGGGCGGAAUUCGUGUGGAACAAGAAACAGUUUGAGAACCUUGACGCCUCCAAGCUCGAUUCCAUCAUGGGUCUGUUUGAGCCGAAUCACAUGCAGUAUGAAUUGGAGCGGAACAAGAACGACACCGGGGAACCAUCCCUAGCGGAAAUGACGAGAAAGGCGCUACAGGUGCUACAAAAGGGGUCGGACGGAUACUUCCUGCUCGUUGAAGGUGCUCGCAUUGACCACGGCCACCAUGACAACCUUGCAAAGAAAGCGCUAUAUGAAACAGUCGAAAUGGAGAAAGCAGUCCAGGUGGCGCUCGAAUUGACCAAUCAGAAAGAUACAAUGAUUGUCGUCACGGCAGACCACUCCCACCCGUUCGACAUCACGGGGUACCAGUACAGGGGCACGGAUAUUUUCGGGCUCGUGUCCCCUGUUGACCCCACUGAGGACACGACUGACGGGAAGCCAUACAGCGUACUCUACUACGCUAACGGACCCAGCUACAAGGAGCCCCGUGUUAACCUUUCAAAGGAGGACAUGCACGACAAUAACUUCGCGUUUCCGAGCGGUGUACCAAUGCCAUGGGAAUCCCAUGGGGGUGAAGAUGUAGCCAUCUACGCCCAAGGGCCUAUGUCACACCUAUUCCACGGUGUACAGGAGCAGAACUAUAUCGCACACGUGAUGGCAUACUCUGCUUGCAUUGGUCCGUACAAACAGCCGUGUAAACGGAUGACCCCCCAUCCCUCAACUGCCUCAGCCGACGGAAUAUCAGGACGUGCUCAAAUAUUGAAAAUCAUGCAUGUAAAAUAACACUGUCAAGCUUUUCACCAUGUUAAGAUUGCCAAAUCACUUACAAUAAUCAUACUAAUUGAUUUAUACUAAACCAUGGUCGAAAUCUUCAUAGUACUUUUGCAAACUAAUUGCGAAACAUUUCUGUUGACAUUUUUGUUUUACUCAAGUUAAACAUGUAGAAAAACGUCAUGAUGCUAAUAUGCAAUUCUAAACCCUUUCAAUGGCUUGUGCUUGCUAUGUCUUAUUCGUUUUGUGAUUACUGUUAAUACGUUCAUUAUACAUGUAAACUGGUACACAUUUUCAUUAUAUUGCAUGCAGGACUUUGAAUAAGAUUUGAAUACCGUUCAAACAGUUUCUGUAAAUAAUGAAAUUGUCCAUGAAUUCAACAUAAUACAAUGUAUGAUACUUGACAAUGUGCUUUAGUGACAUACUAGUAUAUCAAUACGGGAUAGGUUGAUAAAUAAGUAGUUGAAUAUACGAGAAAAUUAUAGAUCUGGAUAAGUGGAUAUGGUUGUUUAAUUAUCAGUGGAUGAUUGAUAUGAUUAUUUUAUAAUAAAAAAUGCUUUUGUGAAAAAAAUAACUAUGAUUUAGGGUCGAUUUAUUCAUGAUUCCCAUUAAAAACUAAAUUAUGCGUUGAAUUGUAAUACUUUUGAAUACUUAAAGUACAUUACAUUUAUUUGAUAUCGAUGUUAAAGCUACACUCUCACAGAUUGACCAUUUUUUGCAUAAACAUCUGAAAACCAAUGAUAUUUGACAUUGUUGACAAUAAAUAAGAUCGUAGAUUUUCAUAUUUCCGUUCGAAAAUUAAUGUUUUAUGGCUUCAACCGUUACUAAUGCACCAGUCAAUUGUAACCACGCCCCCCAGGUCCGGGGGUAUACCGGGGAUAGCUAGGGAAAUGGGCCGUGUUUUAACUUUCCAGGUGGCCCCGCAGGACCGGGUGACUGCGGGUUUUUUGUCUUAGCGCCAAAUUUAGCGGAGAUUGGGCCUUAUAUAGAGUCUCUGGGGUGCGGGGGCAUUUGGCCGGGGUUUUACCAUCAGUUCGUCCCCGCAGGGCUGGGAUUUUACCCGGGGUUGGCUGGACCGAAAGUCAAAGUCCCCGCUAUUCCCCGGACCUGGGGGUCCGUGGUUACAAUUGACUGGUGCAUAACGGGAUAAGAAAAAUGCAUAAGACAUCAUUUUUCGAACUUAAAUAUAAAAAUCUGUAAUAUUUUUUGUCAGCAGUCUUAUAUAACUAGUUUCCAUGGAUUGUCGCAAAAAUUGGCUCGUUCCAAGGCAAAAAAUUUAAAAAAGUUCAAUCUGUGAGAGUGUAGCUUUAAAGUGACAUAAAACAAAAUUAUCAGUCAGAUAUAGUAAUGUAGUAAUGCUCUAGUUUUUCUAUGAAACUAUUUUUAUGGGAAACAUGUUUUAAUCAAUGAAGUUGACACACUAUGGUUAUGUUACUGUGUUUGAACUAUCACUGUUAAGCUUUAUAUCCAUUAUAGUCUAUGUUAAUGUGAUUUUAGCUAAAAAAAAUUAAAUAUUAAAUCUUACUUGUGCAGCACUCAACAGGUUUAGGAAGUAUCGCUCGGUCAAAUUGUAUUGCAAUAGUAUGAUUCACAUGUCAUUUAACAUGACUCAUGAUAGAUAAUAAAAGUCAUAUUCA